Messenger RNA from Neocloeon triangulifer, 617 nucleotides. RefSeq names its product macrophage mannose receptor 1-like. The record is from RefSeq and is a predicted model, not a curated record. Lineage: Eukaryota; Metazoa; Arthropoda; Insecta; Ephemeroptera; Baetidae. The transcript has 4 exons. The coding region runs from base 67 to 558 and encodes 163 amino acids.
CACCAACAUAACCAAAGGGAUUAUUUUAAUUUACAAAUCAUGAUAACCUAUCAUUGAUGUACCAAAAUGUCAGGCAAGACAGCUGCAGUUCUUUGUGGCAUAUUUGCUCUUUUUGUAUUUAUUCAGGCUCACGGGCAGACCAAGGUUGAUCAUGGGAAAAGCGCAGAGUCGCGAGGAUACGUUAAUGUGAAUGGGACCGUGUACUACAUCGACACAUUCACCGUCCACAGAGAUGAAGCGAAGGUAGAAUGCGAGGCUAGGAACAUGUCAUUGAUUUCCUUCCAUCAAACACCAGAAAAGUUUGACUACACUGUUAGUUGGCUCUUCACUUACGGUUAUGAAUGGGAUUGGAUGUGGACCGGAGCACUGAAAGAGGUGAACUCUUCCGUUUGGAUUUGGGAACCUACGGGCGAGGAAUUCUCCUACUUCCGAUGGGGUCCGGACCAACCAUCAGUGAACGACGAUUCGAUUAGAACGUGCAUGGAUUUUAACUCCAGGUCUGCUGGAUGGGAUGAUGACGAUUGCGAGCAAUAUUUAUUGGGAUUCAUUUGUGAAUGAAAGGAUUUCAAUAAAAAAAGUUCGUUUAACUGAAAAAAAUCGUAAUAAAUCAAAAUCUA